UUUAUAUUUUAUCAGCUUUGUUCAGCUUUCGCUUUCUGAGUGUGUGUUGCCCUGUUUCAAACUCGCUUCUUGCGCGAUGGCAGAAGCGGUGGGGCCUUCAUCGCCGGCGGCUAUCGCGGCAAAUCGUCGACGCGUGACGAGCGCGCCGGAGAACAUCGACUUCGAGACGACGGAGGGCGUAAAGGCUAUCGUGAGUUUCGAGGAAAUGGGGAUCAAGGAGGAGCUCCUCCGCGGGAUCUACCAGUACGGCUUCGAGAAGCCCUCGGCCAUUCAGCAACGCGCUGUCAUGCCAAUCAUCCAGGGUCGUGACGUCAUCGCCCAGGCCCAGUCGGGCACCGGCAAGACCUCCAUGAUCGCCCUCACCGUCUGCCAGCGCGUCGAGACUUCCAUUCGCGAGGUUCAGGCGUUGAUAUUGUCGCCGACGAGGGAGCUGGCGGCGCAGACGGAGAAGGUGAUAUUGGCGAUUGGGGAUUUCAUAAACAUUCAGGCGCACUUUCAUGUGGUGUCUGGAACUCCUGGGCGGGUCUGUGACAUGAUCAAAAGGAGGACUUUGCGCACCAGAGAUAUCAAGAUGCUGGUUCUGGAUGAAUCGGACGAGAUGUUAAGCAGAGGGUUUAAGGAUCAAAUUUAUGAUGUGUAUAGGUAUCUGCCACCAGAGCUUCAGGUUGUCUUGAUUUCUGCCACUCUCCCUCAUGAAAUACUGGAGAUGACAAGUAAAUUCAUGACAGAUCCUGUAAGGAUCCUUGUAAAACGUGAUGAAUUGACACUGGAGGGCAUCAAGCAAUUCUUUGUUGCAGUUGAACGGGAAGAAUGGAAGUUUGAUACUCUAUGUGAUCUUUAUGAUACCCUUACUAUCACGCAGGCUGUUAUAUUUUGUAACACUAAGCGAAAGGUGGAUUGGUUAACUGAAAAAAUGCGUAACAAUAAUUUCACUGUAUCGGCAAUGCAUGGAGACAUGCCGCAGAAAGAAAGAGAUGCAAUUAUGGCAGAAUUUCGUGCUGGAACUACUCGUGUGCUAAUAACAACGGAUGUCUGGGCACGUGGCCUUGAUGUACAGCAGGUUUCUCUAGUCAUCAACUAUGACCUCCCAAAUAAUCGUGAGCUCUACAUUCAUCGAAUAGGCCGCUCUGGGCGUUUUGGACGCAAGGGUGUUGCAAUAAACUUUGUCAAGAGUGACGAUAUCAAGAUUUUGAGAGAUAUUGAGCAAUAUUAUAGUACUCAGAUUGAUGAAAUGCCAAUGAACGUGGCUGAUCUUAUAUAAAAUAUUUUCGUCUUGCCCUGUGCUGCAUGGAGGUAGGGAUAGUGUGUUUGAUGUGGUUUCUCUGCAUUGGGCUUUUUUUUUUGCAUGUACAGUGGUUUGACUGUACCAGAGUAGCGUUUCUUUUUGUUGGCGUGGUGAGAAUGAGAUUUACUUUUUUAACUUGAUUUGUUUUGUCUAACGAGUUCUCUCUAACUCGAGGCUGAAUAAUCUGUAAUUUGUUGGUUCUCAAGCUUGUGUGCAUAUACAACUAAUGGAAGAUCCUUUACUUUGGAACUUAAUUGCUCUACACUGGUAAAAUUUUGGAUAAGAUUGGUUUGGUCC
Molecule: messenger RNA, 1582 nt
Organism: Arachis ipaensis
Lineage: Eukaryota; Viridiplantae; Streptophyta; Magnoliopsida; Fabales; Fabaceae
Product: eukaryotic initiation factor 4A-3
Molecular function (GO): ATP binding; RNA helicase activity; nucleic acid binding
Source: RefSeq, a predicted model, not a curated record